Molecule: messenger RNA, 1046 nt
Organism: Solanum dulcamara
Lineage: Eukaryota; Viridiplantae; Streptophyta; Magnoliopsida; Solanales; Solanaceae
Product: mitogen-activated protein kinase kinase kinase 20-like
Exons: 1
Coding region: 8-1000 (330 amino acids)
Biological process (GO): protein phosphorylation
Molecular function (GO): protein kinase activity; ATP binding
Source: RefSeq, a predicted model, not a curated record
UUUUGUAAUGGCAGAAAACCAAGAAGAAGGGGGCAAAAUCAUAUGGAAGAGGGGUAGAACAUUAGGGAAGGGAGGAUUUGCUUUUGUUUCAUUGGCUUCUACUGAGCCUCAUUCUGAUGCUGAUCCUCUCAUUCCAUCUUUAAUUGCUGUGAAAUCUUGCAUCUUCAGUCGCUCUCACUCUCUUCAAGAAGAAACCGAAUUCCUAAGAAUGUGUGAAGAUUGUCCUCAAGUUAUUCCAUGUUACGGAGUUAAAGUCACCCAAGAAGAUGACAUACUUCUUUACAACUUGCUUCUUGAAUAUGCCUCCGCUGGAAGUCUAGCUGAUCGUCUUUUGAAUAAUCAUGAUGAACUAGGCUUGCCUGAAUUUCAAGUUCGAAAACACACCAAGAAUGUACUUUUAGGCCUCAGUUUCAUUCACGGAAAAGGGAUCAUUCAUUGCGACAUAAAGCCUCACAACAUUCUUCUUACGUCUGAUGAUGAUGAUGAUGAUACGGAGGAGGUGGCAAAGAUCGCGGAUUUUGGGCUUUCCCUAACUUUGGAACAGAGCUGUACGCAGAAGCAGGGGCUCAGAGGAACUAAAAGGUACAUGGCACCUGAAUCCCUACUUAACCAGGAGUACGGUCCAAAAGCUGAUAUUUGGGCUCUUGGAUGCAUGGUUUACGAGCUGAUCACUGGGACACCCCUAUGGGAAUCAUCCAAUUCAGAUCCAAAGUUUGAUGAUGUGUUGCACCGGAUUAAGUAUGAGGAACCAAAUUUGGAGAAUGACAAACUGUCUACAGAUGCAAAAGAUUUCUUGAGAAAUUGUCUGGUGAAGAAUCCAAACACGCGGUGGACUGCAGACAUGCUCUUGAAUCACUCUUUUCUGAAAUCAGCCGAAAAUGUUCAGCCUGCAAAGAAGAGGAAGUGGCAACGUGGUUACAUGUCCAGUUUACGCAGGACACACCAAAAGAGAGCAUUCAGGACACAGCCACACAUUCGUGAUUUGGUUAUACAACAUUGAUGCAGAGUCUGAAUAUAGAACAAUUGACACUGUAUUAUAGUUUAUG